Molecule: messenger RNA, 2604 nt
Organism: Pisolithus orientalis
Lineage: Eukaryota; Fungi; Basidiomycota; Agaricomycetes; Boletales; Pisolithaceae
Product: nucleoporin-interacting protein NIC96
Exons: 12
Coding region: 1-2604 (867 amino acids)
Biological process (GO): poly(A)+ mRNA export from nucleus; protein import into nucleus
Cellular component (GO): nuclear pore
Molecular function (GO): structural constituent of nuclear pore
Source: RefSeq, a predicted model, not a curated record
AUGAGCUCGGACUUGUCUUCGCUGCUCAACUCCUCACGCGCUCUGAAUGCUCAUCUUUCGAGGCCUGACCUUCCUACGGUCAAUCUGUCUCUCGACCAGAUAGAGGCCCAGUCGCGACGCCUCGUUUCGCGUCAACCUGCUGCUGCGACCGAUGCCGACCGCGCGAACUAUCUUUUAGCUCAAGCCCACGUAGAUGCACCUGCACUCGCUAGUUCCAUCGCGCACCUCAAUACCUCUACUACCUUUUCACCUCUGCAACCUCUCCAGGACACUGAUGUCGCGGGGUACCUCCGUCACGCCCACGAACAGAAUCUCAUAUCAACCAUCGAAGAAGGAAGGCGGGAGACGCAGGAAGCGUUCUACAACCUCCUAGAAGAGAGAAGCAGAAAAGACUGGGAGGCGAAGAAAAGGAGAGUCUUCGAGGAGCUUGGAGGGAGAUCUUUGGUAGCUACUACGGCAGGAGCAGAUGGCAAAGCACUCGCAGAAAUGAAGAAGAGCUUUCAUUCGAGGGCAAACCUUUCUGCAAGCACGGGUCCAAGUCUCACACUACAGAUGCAAAGCAAGAUGAUGGCUUACGACCGGACCGUAUGCGAACUCAACGCAGCAAGGUCACGAGGGAUGUCGUGUCCUAUCAUCCAUCUCCUUAUGCAAGCUGCCGCGAACUUGAACCUAGACCCUUCGUCAAUGCAGAUGGUGUCAAACUGUCAAAUUCUCAUCAAAAUAACUGGUGAACCACCUGCGCUCCCCCCUGUGGAACACGCAGGAGCACACAUCCUUAAUGCCCCUCUCUUUGAGAGAAAAUUCGCGCGGGCGUACCUCGGCGAUCCUGAAUCGCGUGAGGCAGCUUCGUUGAGGGCUCAAAUUGCCCAGGGUGGGCGAGAAGCGCUCGAGGACCAGUUUUGGGGUAUUAUCGAGCGGGGGAUUCAAGCGCGAGCGGUGGAAGCAAGAUUGGGCGGUGAUCCAAGCGUGGCAAACAAGAUCAGAGCGUUUCUCGGUGUAAAGUAUUACAAGAACGGCCAAUGGGAAGACCACAUAGAAAUUGUAGCAGGUCAACCACUCUGGGCUAAACUAUUCUAUCUCGUGCGAACUGGCCAUGCGCAAGAGGCCCUUGACGAGGCCGUACGCUGCCAGGCUGCCAUUGAACACCGCGAGCCCAGCUUCGUGAGCCACUUCCGGUCUUGGAUCGAAUCGCCAGACAGGCGUUUGUCAAAAUCCCACCGGGAUUAUCUUCAGUCGGUGUAUAAUGCACACAUGUUGCAUGCGGCAACAACGGAUCCAUUCAAGCUAGCGUUGUACAAACUCAUGGGUCGAUUGGAGCCCUCGAGACGCUCCGCCCUUCACGUCACGGCUACCAUUGAGGACUGGCUGUGGUUCCAACUUGCAAUGGUUGAUGAGGAAGAGGAAGGGGGUCUCCGUGGGCUCAUGGAAGUCUUGCUCAGUUACGGCGAACACCACUUUGAGACAGCCAAAAAAGGCGUGUGGGCGAGUGUCCUUCUCAUGUGUGGCCAGUUCGAGAGGGCUGUCGCUGUUCUCUGGGAACAUCCGGAGACAGAGGUCGAGGCCAUCCAUUUGGCUAUCGCUCUUGCUUACCAUGGACUUUUACGUGUGCCACCCCGUGCAGAAACUUCAGACCUCAGUCCCCUAACAAUCUCGCCAGUCCACCCUCCUGCACUCAGCCUGUCUACACUUAUCUGGCGGUAUGUCCGCCAGUUCGUCAAGAUGGAUGCCAAGGAGGCGUUACAGUACGUCUAUUGUGUCUGCCUUGCGGCUGAUCAGGCCAAUGGUGUCGGAAGUGAAACCCUUGAGAGCGCCUGGGAACUCGUUCGGAGGAUCAUCGUCUUGGCUCAUUCGGGACCGGCCUGGGAUGAACUUGUUGGAGGGUUUAGACCAGACGGGACGAAAUUCAAUGGCAUUGUUGAACAGGGCGCGCCCCUAUUGCACUUACAGAAUAUCACUCAGUACAACAAUCAAAUUCUUAUCCGGGCGGCUCGCGAAUGUGAAGAGAACGACCGCAUCCCAGAAGCAAUCAAACUUUAUAACCUCGCUGGUGACUACGCCACUGUCAUUGCUUGUCUCGCACAAGCUCUCGGAAAUACUCUCUCGCUCCCAAUGGCCGAGAAUGAGAAAGGAAAAAUUGUCGAGAAGACGGCGAUAGAGAUAUUAAAACACUACGAGAGGAUGAACAGGGCUGUGGGCAAGGACAGGGAAGCCGCCGUUCGCCUUCUACGCGUUAGAGAGGCUAUCAACGCCAAAAAUGCUGGUCGUCCUGACGUCGCUCUCGAAAUCAUGGAGUCAACCGACCUCAUCCCCUUGGAUGGCGACGUUGCCAAGAUCACUCGCCGGGCGGAGGAAUUCAAAGACCUCCAUGAUGCUCUGCAGCGCAACUUGCAAGUUUACCUACCUCUCACGAUGGACUGCCUCGCCGCUUUGCAUCAGUCAAUAAAAGCGUCAUCUGCUGUCACGGAGGCUACCCGACAGAUGUCCUUGACCACACUCAGAAAGAAGUCUAGGCCACUAAUGGUGUUCGCGGGUAUUUUGAAGUACAGAAUGUCACCGGAUGUGUAUUCGUAUCUGGCACGGCUGGACGUGGAGAUUUCCUUGUAA